Messenger RNA from Thamnophis elegans (Western terrestrial garter snake), 795 nucleotides. It is a transcript of the gene CEP19, whose product is annotated as centrosomal protein 19. The record is from RefSeq and is a predicted model, not a curated record. Gene Ontology annotation, biological process: trans-Golgi to periciliary membrane compartment transport; microtubule anchoring at centrosome. Gene Ontology annotation, cellular component: centrosome; ciliary basal body; spindle pole. Lineage: Eukaryota; Metazoa; Chordata; Lepidosauria; Squamata; Natricidae. Bases 45 to 536 code for a protein of 163 amino acids. The transcript is spliced from 2 exons.
AUGGCUGGGAUCUGUCCCUGCUGAGCUUUACAGCAGAAGCUGGGAUGUCUUAUGUUGCCAAAAAGUGUGGCAUCCGGUUACAGCCUCCAUCUAUCGUUUUGAUCUAUGAAGAUCAGCUUAAGAAAAAUCUGCGCCAGCGCAUCAUGCCUCUCAGGAAUUUUACCAAAUUCUCAGAUUGCAGCAGAGCGGCAGAGCAGCUAAAGAAUAAUCCUCGGCACAAAACGUAUUUAGAAGGGGUAUCCUUGGAGCAGCUAAAAAAGUUGCACAAUUUGUUGAGAUGCCACCUGCAAGGACAAACUCUGAGCCAGAGUUUGAAACAAGUUGAGCAGAAUGAAACAGUUGAUCCAGAAGAGGACCUAAAUAAACUGAACGAUGAAGAGCUAGCCCAAAAGAAAAGAAUUAUGGAUGAAUUGUUUGAAAAGAACAGAAAACGAAAAGAGGACCCAGAUUUUAUUUACAAUGUAGAGGUGGAAUUUCCACAAGAGAAGGAGCUUGAAGCUUGUGAGUGGGAUACAGAAACAGAGGAUGAAUUUUAAUGCCAAACUAAGCUUAUGGAGAUUUUCAGGGCCUAUUUAUUAAUUAUAUAUACUUUCUGUUUUAGUAACAAUAUUUGACUAAAGUUAUCAAUGAACGGUAGCAUUGUCUAAUGUCAAAAUGAUUGACAUGUUUUCUUUGCUUGUCGUUUAAAAAUAUUCUGAAAUAUUUAUAUUAAAAUUAUAUGCAAAAAUGUGUGUAUAGACCAUGAAUGUGUUGAGUAGAAAAAUUGUAUUGGUUCUUGUGUUGGUAUGGGAAAUA